This is a messenger RNA of Lynx canadensis (Canada lynx), 2630 nucleotides long. RefSeq names its product tetraspanin 8 (gene TSPAN8). Bases 363 to 1079 code for a protein of 238 amino acids. NCBI's taxonomy places the organism in Eukaryota, Metazoa, Chordata, Mammalia, Carnivora, Felidae. The record is from RefSeq and is a predicted model, not a curated record. Gene Ontology annotation, cellular component: membrane. The transcript is spliced from 9 exons.
AUCGCUGUGCCACUCUCUCCCCGACCCAGCGCCACUCCUUAACUUGAUAUCUGUUUACUUUAGAGGAGGCAGUUUUGGAGAAAGGAUCAUAAAUAUCCUGGCCCAGUGCCCCAGGAGCCAUGACAAGCAAAAGAACAUACUCGCCUAGAGAUAGCCCUUGUGAUAUUUAAAUGUGUGGGUUAAUUUUUUAUCCACUUUAAUAACUGGAUUAUUCCCCUCCACCCCUCCUUUGCUUUCUAUUUCUGCUCGGAAGCCGUGGGCACAGAAAUCUCUGCAGGCAGAUUACUCCUGAGCAUAUUGCAGGACAAUCCUAUAACCAACAGAUACAUUUGCAGCAUCUGGAUUCCUGAUCUUUCUUCGACAUGGCAGGUGUGAGUGGCUGUUUAAAAUAUUCUAUGUUUAUCUUCAACUUCUUGUUCUGGCUAUGUGGCAUCGUGAUCCUGGCAAUAGCGAUUUGGGUACGAGUAAGCAAAGACGGUCAAGAGAUUCUCAGCCCUGGGGAUUCUAGCACUAACCCCUAUGUUUCAGUGAAUAUCUUGAUUGCUGUGGGUUCUGUCAUCAUGAUUCUGGGUUUCCUGGGAUGCUGUGGUGCCGUGAAAGAAAGCCGCUGCAUGCUUCUUUUGUUUUUCAUAGGCUUGCUUUUGAUCCUGCUUCUGCAAGUAGCAGCAGGCAUCUUAGGAGCUACUUUCAAAUCUGAGUCCGAGCGCAUUCUGAAUGAGACUCUCUAUGAAAAUGUAAAGCUUUUGGAAGCAGCAGAUAAUGAUGCCAAAGCAUUCCAGAAAGCCCUGGCUGAAUUUCAAGAAGAGUUUAAAUGCUGUGGUUUGGUCAAUGGACCUGCCGACUGGGGAAAUAAUUUUCAACAGAAUUCCAAGUCAUGUGCAUGUCCAAGUCCAUCAGAUUCUUCUUGUACAUUGUAUGAUGGCAAAUAUGUUUACAAACAGCCAUGCAUUUCUUUGAUAAAAGACGUAGUUGCAAAACAUAUUCUCAUAGUAAUUGGAAUUGCGUUUGGACUGGCAGUAAUUGAGAUACUUGGUCUGGUAUUUUCUAUGGUCCUGUACUGCCAGAUUGGGAACAAAUGAAUCUGUGGAUGUGUCGAGGGCUGCUGUGAAAUUAAAUGGGACAAUACAUGCAAAAUAUUUUGGACAUAUGGUACAGUUAGGACUCAGUAGGUGUUAGCAGCUAUAAUAUCAUCAUUAUUAUCAGAAUAAAUAGACAGCGUUGGCAUUUAAAAAUUUACUUAUCAAGUUUUGAUUUUGAUUAUGAAGCUUCUUCGCACUUCAAAGAAAGUUUAAGACCAUCAGAGACUUCAUCUUCAAAGAUUUGAAUUUUUAAAACGGAUUUUGGCACCAGCUAUAUUCCACAGAAUAAUAAAUCUUCUCAGAAUCUCCUUCCAAGACUGCUAUCCAGCAAUCAUGUUGAGCAGCGAAACCAAAAAGACAGGGAAGGGCUCAUGGGCCAGGAACUGAGCUGCAUGGAAUGACAGACAGCAAAUGAAAAGGGAUGUAAUCCGGGAAUCACCUUGAUGUUCAACAGCAUGCAUCAAGCCGAGUGACGAGACAGCUCUUUUGGCAUUGCUGGCAAGGUGAGACCCAAAUAAGUCAUGUCUAUUUAAUACAAUCUGAGCAUCAACUGUGGCAAAGCCAAGAGCAAUAACUAACCAAGGCGAACACGACAUUGCACCUGGAUUGUUCUAUCUCCAAGAGUAAUUUGUGACACUAUUUCAAGUGAUUCCAAUAGAACAUGUUGUUCUCUGCAGAAAUUAUGAUUUGGGAAAACAGGUUAGGGUUCAUGGCAAAUUUUGAGAUGGAAAUAGGAAUGUCAUAAACAAGCAAGAAAUCAUUAAUACGUUCAUAACUGGAAGCCAUAAUAACUGGCAAUUGGACUUCUUUUUUUUUAAUAACACCAAAAAUGCUUAAUAUAGAAACGGGCAAGUCAAGAACACUAAGCCCAAUAAGUACUCAGAAACAAAAUGAGAAUCAAAUGUGUAUAAUGAGCACUAGGAUGUGGUGAGUAUGUGUUGACUUGGGAAAAGCAGUCUCAUGGGUCUGAAAGUUGGAGCCAUGGGUUGUAAGUCAGGCUGUGGGCCUGGCUCUGUGUGAUGCUGGCUAAACUCCCAAUACCUUUUUUAUCCUCAUUAAUUACCCCUCAGUGGUUUAAAAUGCUGGACUUUGGAAAGCACUUUCCAAAGAUCUAAAGAUCUAAAAAUCCUUAGAUAGAAAGAGCAAGUUUCUGAUGGAAGAACCAACUUUCUUUCCUGGGAAGCAUCCAGCCAUAAAAAGCCUAAAAAUAUCUUGGACAGCAUAUAUUUGAGCAGAAAUUCUAUUUUCCCUACUACUCAGAUUAUUCUCAUAUGUAGUUAUCCUAUAUCUUUACGGUUAAAUGGUAGUAGUGUGUGUCUGGUGAAAGAACUGAGAAAUUUCAAUUAUUCACUUCAGGGGAGCAGGAAAAAAAGGAAUGGUAUUGGGAUUGUGAGGCCUUUAAGCCUCCAAAGAAAAAUGGCUAUUCAUAUAAGAUUUUCUGAGAUCGCUGGAUUAAAUUGCCACGUUGGACUAUCUGUUGUGAAACAAAAUGUUGAUAACAUAAUUAAAAUUCUUUAAGUAACAGGGUGCCUGGGUGGCUCAGUUGGUUAA